AUGGAAUCAAAAAAUGUCGUUUCAAUACCUCAGGUCAUCAAUGCCGAGGAGAGAAGUUCGACGAUGAAACGUGAUACUAUUCGUAAAAUCGAAAUUGAUAUGCAGAAAAAAUGGACUGAUGAAAAAAUUUUUGAAGUCAAUGCUCCGAACAAAUGGAUGGACAACUCACAAAAGUACUUUGCUACGUUUCCCUAUCCAUACAUGAACGGUCGUCUUCAUCUCGGUCACACUUUUUCGUUAUCCAAAUGCGAGGCAUGUGCUGACAAAUUGAAACGUGAAAUGCAGGAAUAUGGUUAUCCCCCACAUUUUCCAAACGAUGAAGAAAUUGACAAUGAUGAUGAGAAAAAUUCAACAGUGAAUUCUACAUCACAAGAUAUUCAAAUCGAGAAUAAAUCUAAAGGAAAAAAGUCAAAAACAGUUGCAAAAAUGGGCACCGAAAAAUUUCAAUGGCAAAUAAUGCGGAGUCUUGGCAUUGAAACCGAUGAAGAAAUAAAAGAAUUUGCCAAUGCACAACAUUGGCUAACCUAUUUUCCACCUUUGGUUAAACACGAUCUGGAAUCGAUGGGAUUGAAAGUCGAUUGGCGUCGCUCUUUUGUUACUACUGAUAUAAAUCCAUUUUACGAUUCGUUCAUUCGAUGGCAAUUUCAUCAUUUGAAAGCAGGUGGUAAAAUUCAAUUUGGCAAACGAUAUACAAUUUAUUCACCACUUGAUAAUCAGCCAUGUAUGGAUCAUGAUCGAAGUAAAGGUGAAGGUGUAGGUCCUCAAGAAUACACAUUAAUUAAAUUACGUAUUCAUGAUGAUUAUAUUCCUGAGAAACUUAAAGAUCAUGAUAUAUCAGCUGGUGUCUAUCUUGUUGCAUCUACUCUUCGUCCAGAAACAAUGUAUGGUCAAACAAAUUGUUGGCUACAUCCAAAUAUUCGUUAUGUAGCAAUUAAAACACGUAAUCAUGGCAUUUUUAUUUGUACUCGACGAGCAGCACGUAAUCUUUCCUAUCAAGAUUUUACAUUUGAUCAUGGACAAUUUACGAUACUUGCUGAAUUUCUCGGUUCAGAAUUAUUUGGUUUACCAUUGAAUGCUCCAUUAUCUGUUAAUCAAACAAUUUAUGUUCUUCCUAUGUUGACAAUUAAAGAAGAUAAAGGUACAGGUGUUGUAACAAGUGUACCAAGUGAUAGUGCUGAUGAUUUCAUGGCAUUAUGUGAUUUGAUGAAAAAAAUCCAAUUGCGUGAAAAAUACUCAAUUCAAGAUAAAAUGGUCUUACCAUUCGAACCAAUACCAAUCAUUCAAUUGGAACCAUAUGGAAAUUUAUCAGCUCCAAUCAUUUGUUCUCAACUUAAUAUUCAAUCACAAAAUGAUCAUGAAAAACUUGCAAUAGCCAAAGAAGAACUAUAUAAGAAAGGUUUCUACGAUGGUAUUUUACUUGUAGGAAAAUAUGCUCAAACAAAAGUAGUCGAUGCAAAAAAAUUGAUUCGUGAUGAACUUAUUACAUCAGGACAAGCAUGUGUUUAUUAUGAACCUGAACAAAAGGUCAUAUCACGUUCAGGUGAUGAAUGUGUUGUUGCUCUAUGCGAUCAAUGGUUCGUAGAUUAUGGUAAUGAAGUGUGGAAGACAGAUGCACGACAUGUUCUUGAACAACUCAAUGUUUUUAAUGAUGAAACACGCAAGAAUUUCGAGGUUACAAUCGAUUGGCUUCAUGAACAUGCAUGUUCUCGUUCAUAUGGCCUUGGUACAAAAGUACCUUGGGAUGAACAAUAUCUUAUCGAAUCUCUAUCUGAUUCUACUAUCUACAUGGCCUAUUAUACAGUAGCUCAUCUUUUGCAAGCACCUGAUUCUUUCGAUGGAAAAAAGAUUGGAUCUGCAAAUAUUCAUCCUUCACAAAUGACAAUUGAUGUUUGGAAUUAUAUAUUUUUUACAGAUGUUUUAUAUUCUUCACUCAAUACAGAUAUUUCACAAAGUACACUCGAUAGACUUCGAAAUGAAUUUCAAUAUUGGUAUCCUGUUGAUCUGAGAUCAAGUGGAAAAGAUCUUGUACCAAAUCAUUUGACUUAUUCUCUCUAUAAUCAUGUUGCACUUUGGCCUAAAAAAGAAGAUAAUCGAUGGCCAAAAGCAUUUCGUGCCAAUGGACAUCUUCGAUUGAAUGAUGAAAAAGUACAUAAUUGA
Rotaria sp. Silwood2 is the source of this 2157-nucleotide messenger RNA. Lineage: Eukaryota; Metazoa; Rotifera; Eurotatoria; Philodinida; Philodinidae. The record is from the annotation of a GenBank genome assembly.